AGUUAGAAAAAUUUGAAACAGAAAAUUGCUGUCUGAAACAAACAUUGUUGACAGACAAAAGUCACAUUGAACAAUUGGACAGACAAUUUGAGACUUUUAUGAAAGAAAGAGUAGAACUAAGAAAACGCAACAAAAGUUUCGAAAAAAAGACUAAAAUACUUUGCAAAGAAAAAGAAGACAUUAUGUGCAAGUGCGCAAACUUGAAAGAGAAAAAUGUAAGAAUUUAAAAUUUUGAAAAAAAUAUUAAAUAAUUUUUGUUUAAGAAACAAUUAGAAAACGAAAUCGAAAAAACCAAAUCACAGUUGGAAUUGGCAAUUAAUGAAUCGGUAAUAAUUUUACUUAAUAAAUGUGCGGUAAAGUGCAUUUUACCGGGUAAAAAAUAAUCGUUUCCUAGUAUAGUCGAGCUACAGAGAAAAAUUGCGAAAAUAUAAAGAAGAAAAUCGCAAGUCGAUAGAAGAAAUCGCGUCGUUGAACAAAGAAAACUAUAGUUUAUCGUAUAGUAUUAGUGUUUUGAGGGAUCGGAGCGAGUAUACCAGUAAUUUCACCAACGAAGAAAUAAGCAAAAUGAACGUAACCAUUGGAGAACUGAGAAGCACCUUGGAAAAAACAAAAAUUGUGCAAGAGGAAGAAGAACAGGCUCAUCAAGACGAAAUCGAAUCGCUCAACAACACUGUUGUCAGCUUGCAGCAGCAAAUACAAAUUUCCAAGGAAAAUCACGAAAAAGACUUGAAAAUUUGUAAAAUAUGCCGAGGAAAAUCGAAAGUUGGAUUCCUGGAAAGUUCCGAGAUUCAAGUGAACUUGGACAAUAACGAUUCGGGCUUAGUAAAGAUUAUAAAUGACACCAAAACAAAAAUGACAAGCGAAAUUGACAAAAGAAAUCGCGAAAUUGAGUUGUUGAAAACCAAAAUAAGUGAAUUAACGGAGGCUUUAUGCACUUGCGAGGAACGUGCAGCCAAUUUACAAGAAGCCGUCGCCCUUUAUUCCAACUCGAUCAGCGUAUUGGAACAAAGCCGAAACGAAGCAAAAUGUCAAAUUGACAAUCAAAAAGUGACAAUUGGCAACUUGCAAUGGGCGCUCGUUGAUGCCAAAACUGACAUUGACAGUUUGCGUAAAAAGAACGAGGAGCACGUAGCAACCAAUCAAAUGUUGAUGGAAGACAUUGAAGAUGAAAGUGAAUUUUAUAGGAAAAUGGCUGAAAAUCUACACAAGGACUAUGAAAAAUUGCAAAAUUUGAAUUUCAACCUUGAAGUGGAACAUUGUGAUAGUCUCCAAGAUGUCGACUCUAUGGAACAUCAAAUGAACAAAAUCAAGCUUUUGCUUCGACUCAAAGAGGAACAAUUGAAAAAAUUAGCAAAACAAAAAAAAUGUUACGAAGAAGUGAUUGGUCACUUUAAAAAGGAAAUGGGCAUGAUGGCCCAACAACUGGGAGAUCUUCAGCAAGUUUUGACCCUAUCCAACGAGACCGCCCAUCAAGAAUCAGCAAAAAUAAUGAAAGCCUACCAAGAAGUUCAAUCGCAAAACGAAUUAUUGUGCUCGAAAUUGUCCGUUUCCGAGCAAAAAGAGCAGCUGCACGAAUCAAAAAUUGCCGAACUGCAGCUGCUGAUCAACAACAAAGAAGUUGAACUGUCAAAGCACAAUGACACAAUCUCAAACAUCCAAAAAACACUAAACGAUUCAAUAAGAAGCAACGAAGACUUACAGAAAACUGUAAAAUGCCUAAACGAAACCGUUAACAAUUUACAAUGCGACAUGAAACAGUACGAAGAAGAAAACUGCGCGAGCAAGCGAAGCUGUCAACAGUUUGAGCUGCAAAUCGGCACCUACUGCGAUAAACUAGAAAACCUAAAACGAAGUUUAGAAGAAAAAACCGCUGAAAGCUUAAAACUUGAAAUGGCGUACAACAACGAAAAACGUCAACUUCAAACGGUGCAAAGGCAGCUGCACGAAACCGAAAAACUGGUGCAACAAAGUCAAAAUUCUCUGGUCGAAACUCUGGACGAGUACAAGCAAAAGCUGACGGACAGCGAUGAGAAUAAUGCCAGACUUUGCAUUGAAUGCGACAACUUACAAUCUCAAAUUUCCAAUUUAACCCGCAAGGAGGCGGUAAAAGACUUGGAAAUUAAACGUUACAGAAAAAUUGUUGGCGAUUUGAAAUCUACUAUGAUGGAAUUGAAUACGGAAUUGAACAAGAAUCUGGCCCAAAAAGAGCUGAAAGGUUGCAAAAUGCCCAACUGUCGUAAGCGUAUCGACAAAGACGAUCCUAAAAGUAUGGACGUUUGUCUCACUUGCCCUUGCGAGGUGGAAUUUUAUCAGAAAAUGGUCGAGAAUUUGAAAAACGCGCUGACCGAUUUGAAAACUCAACUGAAAGACGCCCAAGACCAAAACCAACUUUUAGCCGACCAAUUACAGCAAAAAGACGCCCAAAUGCUCGACUUGAAGCAAUCAAAAGACAACCUAAACCAAAAACUGGCCCAACUACAAUCGGAAAACAAAAAAAUCGACCAAUUGGAAAAAGAACUCGACCGAUUGGGUCAAGAAUUACAAACGAGAUCGAUGCAAUUGACAGACGUCAAAAAAAGCGCCAACGAAAUAAACAGUUCAAAUUGCGUCCAAUUGGCCUGUGCCCAAGAAGAAAUCAGCCACCUGAAAAACGAACUCAGCAAUUAUCUGAACAAACAGUAUUUGUUGAAAAAAGAGAACGAUCAAUUGCAAUCCGAACUCACCCAACUCAACUGCACCCUGUGUUGUUGCAACGACAAAAUCAAAACAAUGAAAGACCAAAUCGAUCAGAAUUUGUUUAAAAUCAAAAAUUUGUGCGCGGAAAAAGAGGCCUUGAUGCGCAAAAAUCGAGAAUUGAUCAACGAGUUGAGGUCACGUGACAACGUGACAGCUGACAAACAGAAACGAGAAAUUCAAGGUCCGAUUCCGCCAUUGCCGCCAAUAGAAAAUCGCCCAACGAAAUGCAAAUGUCGGGCCAACAGGCAAGCGUGCUGCGCAGCUAAAAAAGCGCCCACUUGCGCAUCGCCCUGUAGUUUGGGUUCGCAAGGCCGAGGGGGCGCCACUUCGUUUUACGAAGACAGUCCGCGUUCGAGUCCCGAUUUCGGACUGGGUAGCGAAUGGUACUCGACGAAUUUUCAGACUCAGACGGACUCAGAAUUAGAUUCCGACGAAGAUUAUUGUGUCAACGCUCUGGAACAGUUGACGGAUCAGAUGAGGCAAUCCAAUAGGACUUGGACAGACGGAAAGUGUUGUUCGAAUGUUGACAGGAGGACGAGCAAGCACAAAUAAUGACAACCGGAAAUUGACAUUUUAUAUUUUAUUAUUUAUGUAUUUAUAUCUUAUAUUUUUAUUUAAUCUAACGUUUGUGCCAUUUUUUUAAAAGGAAAAGACUGACCUAAAAUUAUAUUUGUGUUUUUUGAA
Messenger RNA from Ceutorhynchus assimilis (cabbage seed weevil), 3420 nucleotides. Lineage: Eukaryota; Metazoa; Arthropoda; Insecta; Coleoptera; Curculionidae. The record is from the annotation of a GenBank genome assembly.